AGCGACCUUGUAUCCUCACCCUCCCUCCAAUUUAGCCGUUCCCCCCCGCGAACCGAAGCAGCGCCCUCCAGCCUCCAAUCCCGGCGACUCCGCCUCCCUUCUGCAGAGACUGCAGCUCUCCUCUCUCGCGCGCGCCAGGAGCGCCCCGUGCUCCGAUGGGGUCGCCGGGGAUGGCGACGGCGGCGGGCACGGCGGUGCUGGUGUACCUGGUGCUGUCGGGGCGGCUCUGCGGGGACGCCGACGGGGCAGCUGGCGGCAGGGGCGCCAUGGAGGACGAGAUGAUAACCUCCGCGGUCUCGGAGGCCGCGGCAGAGAGGGAGCGGAGGCAGGAGGAGGCGCAGGGGAGGCGGCGUGCGCGGCGCGCGAGGCGCGGGCGUCGGUGGCCGGAGCGGGCCCCGGACGGGUGGGGCGAGGCGGUGACGGGGGCCGCUCGGACCGUGCGGUUCGCCUACGGGCAGACGCUCGGCAAGUGGUCCCUCGGGGAGCUCGCCUUCGGGAUCAACUACUACAUGCGGCAGCAGGGUAAUCUGCAGCAUGAGUAUGCUGGGAGUGAUUCUGUACGAUUGGGAGGGCCUGGGGCAAGAGAGGAGCUGAUUUCAUUACUCAGAUAUAUGAAGUUAUGCAUGUAUUUCUCAAAGAAGCCAUACAAAGUGUUUUUGGAAUUUGGUGGAUUUGAUCAGAGUGAUGUUCUUAUUAAGAAAUCUAAGGCGAGGUUUCUGAAGCCUGCUUUCACAGUUGUCCGUGAUAGAGACUCCAAAUGCUUUCUCCUUUUCAUUCGGGGGGCUAUUAGUGUUAAGGAAAGGUUGACAGCAGCAACUGGAGCAGACAUUCCAUUUCAUCAUGUUGUGGCUAAAGAUGGCUGUGUAUCCAACCUAGUGCUGGGGUAUGCGCAUUGUGGAAUGGCUACAGCGGCUCGCUGGAUUGCAAAUCAGGCCAUUCCUUGCCUCAGUAAAGCAGUAGAGCAAUUCCCGGACCACAGAAUUACGAUAAUUGGGCAUUCAAUGGGUGCCAGUAUCGCUGCAUUAUUGACAUACAUUCUGCGUGAGAAUGACAAGUUAUUAUCAUCCACAUGUAUCGCAUUUGGACCAGCUGCUUGCAUGACAUGGGACUUGGCUGAGUCGGGUAAAGACUUCAUUACGACUAUCGUCAAUAGAAAUGAUGUAGUGCCAUCUCUUGGUAGAGUUUCGACUGCCAAACUCCGUACAGAGGUGAUGGCAUCAUCAUGGGUGCACGAACUUCGUGAACAAAUUCAACAGACUAGAUUCUUAGGUUUCGUCAAUCGCUCUGUGAGCUUCGUGCGAUCUCAUGUACCCUUCGUAUCAGAUCCAAAAUCUAAAGUUGUAGAUGUCGAUAUGCUUCAGCCUCCCACUUCCGAGGCUGAGACCAGAUCUUCAGAAGAUGUCAAUUGUGCUGCGAAGAAACGUUCUACUCUUGUUUGCUGGUCAUGUUCUUCUGCACGGAAGCGGACUAUUGAUCCUGCAAAACAUACUCGGUACAUUACAAAUCAAACUGAUGUUGAUGUGAAAACUGAAAAAAACGACACUGAAGCGGCUGAUGCAGAGUUAGUCUCAAUUUCUUUUGGGGAGUUAAACCUUCAACCAUUAGAUAAUGAAGAUACCGACAAGGAGGACAUCAAAUCACCUCUGAAAAGUUCAAGCGAAGGACAGGUCAGAGAAUCCUUAACCAACAAGCAGAUGGAGCCGUCAUCGUCAAGCCCUUCUGAAGAUCCCCUCCAGCUAUACCCUCCAGGAAGAAUACUGCACAUGGUUGCAUUGCCAGCUGCAGAAGAGUCCAACACAAGUGAGCAAGGUAGCCAGGAGGAGGUUGUCACCCUGUACGAGACACCUCGACAUCUCUACAGCAAGAUUCGUCUGGGGAGGUCCAUGGUAGGGGAACAUUACAUGCCCAAGUACAUCAGGACAAUGGAGCUGUUGAUUGAGAAGCUUGCGAAGGAGGACAUGGACAGUGACCAACUGGACUUGUUGUAGCAGUGACUGAUCAUUGAUGUACAGAAUAGUUGUUGUACAGAUCACGGGAAGAGAGUGCAUCUGCUUCUGUUUGCUAGCACCUUAGCAUCCAGAAGCUGUAUGACUUUGUUCUGUUGAUGUGCCAUCAACAGGAUCAGCUCGAAGAGCAGAAGCCUAGUGAUGAUUUCGGUAAUUCAGCAGUGUUGUUGCUUUUGGCUGUGAAUAUUCAUCUAUAAGUUAGAUUGGCUAACCCAUGCCGUUUGUUCAGAAGGUAUUUGGUUCUGAAGCUGUUUAAGAUCCAUCAAUUUGUCUGAAUCUGUUUCAGAUCUUGUUUUUUUCGGUGUUCGAUGGUUGUUCAUCGUGUGUGAUGCAUUUCAUACUGUCUGCUUUCUUUAGCUCGAUUUCUGUAAUCAUUGUAUUCAUCAUAUAUGUACAGUUUAGUUGAAUACCUAUUUAGAAGCUUUGUGUGGUUAUUCAACCUCCUAUA
This is a messenger RNA of Triticum dicoccoides, 2454 nucleotides long. RefSeq lists its product as uncharacterized. Gene Ontology annotation, biological process: lipid metabolic process. The record is from RefSeq and is a predicted model, not a curated record. Lineage: Eukaryota; Viridiplantae; Streptophyta; Magnoliopsida; Poales; Poaceae. The transcript has 7 exons. Bases 156 to 1988 code for a protein of 610 amino acids.